Molecule: messenger RNA, 3407 nt
Organism: Hyla sarda
Lineage: Eukaryota; Metazoa; Chordata; Amphibia; Anura; Hylidae
Product: oocyte zinc finger protein XlCOF6-like
Exons: 6
Coding region: 220-2391 (723 amino acids)
Biological process (GO): regulation of DNA-templated transcription
Cellular component (GO): nucleus
Source: RefSeq, a predicted model, not a curated record
UAAGGUAUAACAGUGACAGUUGCCAUUAGCUCUUCCUCUUCUUUUGAAGCGAAGAAUAAAAUGUCCAGUAGAAUAAAUCAGAACUGAAUAACCAGAAGCGGAAGAAGUCUGUAACCGGAUAAGAACUGUAGAAGAAGACUAGGACUUCAGUGUAGAGAUGUCAUCUUAGGAGAUGGAGUUCGUAGAGGAACUUCCCUUAAAGUGAGGAACUUGUCAAACAUGAAGGGUUUCUCCAAUCCAGGAUCCUCUGCUGAUAUCUUCUAUAUAAGAGAAUUCUCCUGGAUGACCCAUCAACCAUGGAGAGACAGGAACAAGAUGGCCGACAGGAUCAUAAACCUCACCCUACAGAUACUCUUCUGGCUUACUGGAGAGGAUUACACAGUAGUGAAGAAGUCCUCUAGUGGGUGCUGUCGGGCCCCUGUGUGUGAAGGAUGGGGAAGAACCCUGAGCCAAAUCCCGGGGCCCCCACCUCACUCCCCGUUACAUGAGGAAAUGGAUGAACAGAAGAUCCGAGAACUCAUCAACAAGAUGAUGGAGCUGCUGACUGGAGAGGUUCCUAUAAGGUGUCAGGACGUGGCGGUCUAUUUCUCCAUGGAGGAGUGGGAGUAUGUAGAAGGACACAAGGAUCAGUACAAGGAUCAGGUCAUGAUGGAGGAUCAGCAGCCCCUCACAUCACCAGUCAUAUCCAGUAAGAGAACAGCACCAGAGAGGUGUCCCUGUCCUCUUGAUGAGCACAAUAUGGAGGACAUUACUACAGGGAAAGAUCUGAUCUAUACUAAUGCUACAAACAUAAAGGAAGAAGAGACAGAUGUGAGCGGUGAUGAGCAGUAUAAGGAUGACAUCCCUACAGGUAACCGCCCAGAUUCUUGUAGCAGGAGAUCAGAGGAGAAUCUUAUAUCUUCAGAUUAUAAAGCAGAUGAUGAUAUCACACAAGAUACAUAUGAAGAACAUUCCAUUAUCCCAGAUACACCCUCAGCCCUUCACAGCCAAGAUCUGUCAUCUCAUCCUUAUAUACAGGUCCUGUCUUCUCAUUCAUCACAGGAUGUUCAGCAAAAUAAAAGCCACAGAAGGGGUGUUGGACAUCAAAGAGAUCAUACAGGAAAAAAGCCAUGUUCAUGCUCAGAAUGUGGAAAAUGUUUUACUUCAAAAUCACAUCUAAUAGUGCAUCAGAAAACUCACACAGGAGAGAAGCCAUUUUCAUGUGCAGAAUGUGGAAAAUGUUUUUCUAGAAAAUCAAAACUUUGUUACCAUCAAAGAAUUCACACAGGAGAGAAACCAUUUCCAUGUUCAGAAUGUGGAAAAAGCUUUACUUACAAAUCAGACCUUGUUAAGCAUCUAAGAAUUCACACCGGGGAGAAACCAUUUUCAUGUUCAGAAUGUGGUAAAUGUUUUACUCACAAUUCACAUCUUCUUUCACAUCAAAGAACUCACACAGGGGAGAAGCCAUAUUCAUGUUCUAAAUGUAGAAAAUGUUUUACUCAGAAAUCAGUUCUUGUUAAACAUCAAAUAACUCACUCAGGAGAGAAUCCAUGUUUAUGUUCAGAAUGUGGAAAAUGUUUUACUGAGAAAUCACAACUUGUUAAACAUCAAAUAACUCACACAAGGGGGAAACUAUAUCCUUGUUUAGAAUGUGGAAAAGAUUUUAUUCAAAAAUCGAAUCUUGUUCAACAUCAAAGAACUCACACAGGAGAGAAGCCAUUUUCAUGUGCAGAGUGUGGAAAAUAUUUUCGCGAGAAAGCAUCUCUUGUUAUACAUCAAAGAACUCACACAGGAGAGAAGCCAUUUAUAUGUUCAGAAUGUGGGAAAUGUUUUAAAGAAAAAUCAGUUCUUGUUCAACAUCAAAGAACUCACACAGGGGAGAAGCCAUUUUCAUGUUCAGAAUGUAGAAAAUGUUUUACUUUCCAAUCAAAUCUUGUUCAUCAUCAAAGAACUCACACAGGAGAGAAGCCAUUUUCCUGUGCAGAUUGUGGCAAAUGUUUUACUGAGAAAUCGAAUCUUGUUAAACAUCAAAGAGUUCACACAGGGGUGAAGCCAUUUUCAUGUUCAGAAUGUGGAAAAUGUUUUACCAAAAAUUCAAGUCUUCUUCAUCAUCAUAAAAGAACUCACACUGGGGAGAAGCCAUUUUCAUGUGCAGAAUGUGGGAAAUGUUUUACAGAGAAAUUACAACUUCUUAAACAUCAAAUAACUCACACAAGAGGGAAACUAUAUUCUUGUUUAGAAUGUGGAAAAGAUUUUAUUCAAAAAUCGAAUCUUGUUCAACAUCAAAGAAUUCACACAGGGGAGAAGCCAUUUUCAUGUUCAGAAUGUGGGAAAUGUUUUACUCAGAAAUCAACACUUAUCAAACAUGUAAGAAUUCACACAGGAGAGAAGCCCAUUCAGAGCAAUAAAUGAUGCAGAUAACACAUCUAUAUAUUAACCAUGUACAUAGGAUAUCUGACAUUUAUACAUAUAUCAUAUACUGCAUCUCCAAACUUGUUCCCAAUUGUUAAUAAAAGUUUUCUUUUAGAACGUAGUCACCGAUCCAGCGAUGUCAUCACUAUAGUUUACAUGGUAGGAAAAGAGUGUGAUAUCUGGUUGUGAUAUUCACUGCUCCUCAUGGAGAAGACCCAACAGGCAUAAUCCAUGGGGAGCUGCUACUGGAGACCCAAACACCUCACAGAGAAGUUCCUCGGGGGCGGAGCUUGAGCUCUUGCAGGAAGGCGGCUUCUGAACUGAGCUUCUUCCUGAUCCACUUAUAAAGUGACUAUAAUGCAACUUCCUCAGCUGGAAUUCAAACACUAACAGGUUGUUAGCAUACAUUUUGAUCAAAAAGUACAAGCCCACUUGCCACAUCAAGGCCACCUAGUCAGCGUGGGUCCAUAACCCGACAUUGGUGUAGCGCCGGGCGGUGGACACUGCCUCCGAGACACCAUGUCCACAGGGGGGUGCAACCCAGUGGCCAGGCAGCCCCACUGCUGCCCGACCAAGUCCCUGGCUCCAGGCCACACCACCCCAUGGACAAAGCAUCACAGUAACAAUGGCCGCCACAGAGCACCACACCAGUGUGAGUACCUACCAUGUGCUCCCUGCCAGAGGGCUGGGAGAAUUCUAGGAGGAAACCCUUAUGCAGUCUUCUGCUAACACAACUACAGUUUUACAACUGUACUUUACUGUUCCUUAGGCCGGUGAUGGGACUGGUGAAGUUUUUCUCUGUGUCAUAGAGAAGGUGAAAGAUCUUCUCGAUCUAUUAAGGAAAUAAAUUGCCACUGUAUUUCACUAUAUUGAGCCAUUUUACUUUUUUAUAUAUCUGCAUUAUAAAACUUUAUACCUCUGAAUAAGUCCUACAUUUACCAAGUAACAAUAGUAUUAGGAGGAAAGGAAAUAUUACCACCAUACUGAUACUGACCAAAGUGGGUAUUUAUACUUAC